AUGGCUAGCAAUGAAAGCGAAUACAUGCUUGUUCCUCAUAAACAUAAAAUCAAUUUCUACAAAACCACAAAAGUUCGUGUAUCCACUGAUUUUGUUGAUACAGUAGAUCCUUAUCAUUUUAUCUCUUUCCCAGAUUUGCUAGCCAGGAACUUUGACACUCGUGUUGCAUUUGGUGAAGUUGUGUCAACUGAUCCCAUGCGAGUCAUUGUUGAGUAUGGAAGAGAGAAAAGGUUAAUGAAUCUGGUUGCUCAGGAUUUAAGUGGUACGAGAAUUGCAGUCGCUUUGUGGGGCAGUUUUGCAAUGAAGCUGAAUACUUACAUUUCACAACAUAAUAAUGAGACUGCUCCUGUUAUUAUCCUGCUACGUUUGGCCAAACUCAAAAUUUGGGGUGGUAAGUAUUUUUUACAACAAAUUAUCAUUUCAACUUCAAAAUUGCAUAUAAAUGAUGAUAUGCCUCAGAUUUUGGAGUUCAAAUCAAAUCUUAAUGCUUUGGAUACGAAUGUUGAGUCUUCUAGCCGUACAUCCCAGCUCAACUCAGAUACUGUUGUGGCUAAUCCAGAGGAUUACUACCUCCGUUUUCAGAUAAAAAACAUUGAUGAAAUUCCUGAUUUUAAUGAGUUGGUUUAA
Molecule: messenger RNA, 627 nt
Organism: Lactuca virosa
Lineage: Eukaryota; Viridiplantae; Streptophyta; Magnoliopsida; Asterales; Asteraceae
Source: the annotation of a GenBank genome assembly